AAAUAACAGUUGUCUCCCUUAGUACAAAAUACUCUUUUCAAAGAAGAAUUUUCACAACUUUGGAAACAGCACGUGUAAAUUUUAGUAUUUUGUAAUUUAACUAAAAUAUGGGACGACCAAAGAAAAAGCAUCAAAGUGGUGCUGCAACUGCCUUCAUCACCAGAACUAAAGCUGUCAAACGACUUCAAAUAUCGCUGAAAGACUUUAGACGACUAUGUAUAUUGAAGGGGAUUUACCCAGUUGAGCCACUUCACAGAAAGAAAGCUGGCAAAGGAAGUACCUCAAACAGAACAUACUACUUUAACAAAGAUAUACAGUUCUUACUUCAUGAACCACUCAUCAAUAAAUUCAGAGAGUUUAAGCAUUUUAUGAGAAGACUGAAGAAAGCAUAUGGCAGAAAAAAUUUGAAUGCUGCAGCUAGAAUAAAGAAGAAUAGACCUAAAUACAAACUUGAUCAUAUUGUCAAAGAAAGAUAUCCAUCAUUUAUUGAUGCAGUAAGAGAUUUAGAUGAUUGUUUAUCAAUGGUGUUUCUUUUCUCAACAUUUCCUCAAACAAACGUCACUGACUGGAGGUUUAUACAGUUGUGUCGUAGACUUACUGUAGAGUUCAUGCAUUAUGUCAUUGCCUCACAGUCUCUAAGAAAAAUUUUUAUUUCAAUAAAAGGUAUAUAUUACCAAGCAGAAAUAAUGGGUCAGAUAGUGACAUGGGUUACACCACACAAAGUUGGCUUUGUUCAUCCCACUGAUGUGGAUUAUAAAGUUAUGAAGACAUUUGCAGAGUUUUAUACAACACUUCUUGGUUUUGUGAACUUCAAGUUAUAUAAUUCUAUCAACUUAAAGUAUCCUCCAAAGUUACUGCUGGACAGUGAAGAGGAGAAAGCUGGGGACCAGCCACAGAAAUCUCUGGUCACACCAGAAAAUACACAAAAGUCAAAGAAAAAAGGCAAACAAAAUCCAAGACAAGAAGCAAAACUAAAUAGAUUUGUUGAGAAAGAAACUUUUGAAGAGAGAUUAUCAGCAUUGACACAGUCAUUAAAAACUAUAGGAUCUACAGUAGAUGAUGAGGUCCAAUUAGAUCAUUUCCCAUCCUCAGAGACAGAGAAUCCUGAUGGUAUAGAACAGGCCAAGUUAGAGAUGGAAAAGAUGACAAAGUUCCAGAAUCUUUUCAAAGGCCUUAAAUUUUUCCUGAAUAGAGAAGUUCCACGGGAACCUCUUGUCUUUAUAAUCAGGUCAUUUGGGGGAGAAGUAUCGUGGCAUGAGAGUCAAGCUGUUGGCGCUACCUACCCUGAAACUGAUGAAAAAAUCACCCAUCAGAUAGUAGAUAGACCAUCAAUGGAGACACAAUUUCUGUCUAGAUAUUAUGUACAGCCUCAGUGGUUAAUAGAUUGUGUGAAUGCUCAGAUGUUACUACCACCAGAGGACUACUUUAUAGGCGCAGUAUUACCACCCCAUUUAUCACCAUUUGUUAAUGAGCAGGAAGGUGAUUAUGUUCCACCAGAGAAACAAACACUGCUCAACAGACAGAGAGGUAUAGACUCUGGAAUAGAUGAAGAUUCUGAGAAUGAUGAGGAGUCUGAGAAUGAUGAUGAUGAUGAUGAGCAGUCUGGUGAUGAUGUGGAGGAGGGAAGUAGUGAUGAAGAUGAUGAAAGUGAUGAUGAUGAUGAAUCUGAAGAUGACGAGGAGUCAGAUGAAGAAACAGUGAAGAGGAAAAGAACAUAUAAAGAAGAAUCAACAUCUCCAAAAAAGAAAAAGAAAAAGGAUCAGAACACCAGUACUAUGUCGGUGGAGGCCGGGACUAUUGAAGAGGAAGACGUAGAUAAACGGUUACAACAGCAGACGGCGGAGGAACGGAGGUUAGCAGAGAUGAUGAUACCUAAGAAAAAGAAAAGAUUGUACAAAAAAAUCAUGUAUACUAAGAAAAAGAAGACACAAGAGGCAUUAAAGUUGAAACAGAAGAGGCAUGCAAUAGACAAACAACAAAAAUUGGAAAAGAAGAAACAGAAAGUCUGAACAAAAAGCAUGUACAAUGUGGAUUUUGCAAACAUUUAAUCUGGAAAA
Ruditapes philippinarum (Manila clam) is the source of this 2057-nucleotide messenger RNA. Its product is annotated as pescadillo homolog. The record is from RefSeq and is a predicted model, not a curated record. Gene Ontology annotation, cellular component: nucleolus; PeBoW complex. The coding region runs from base 108 to 2009 and encodes 633 amino acids. Gene Ontology annotation, biological process: ribosome biogenesis; maturation of LSU-rRNA from tricistronic rRNA transcript (SSU-rRNA, 5.8S rRNA, LSU-rRNA). The transcript is spliced from 16 exons. Gene Ontology annotation, molecular function: RNA binding. Lineage: Eukaryota; Metazoa; Mollusca; Bivalvia; Venerida; Veneridae.